AUGACCGGCCUUGCCAGAAUUAUGCUUUCAGUGCAGAACUUUCGAGCCGCUAUCUAUCACAAAAGGAAAGUGCGAGCCAAGGAAAGAUCCAGAUCCCGAACGAUCAUCGAAUUCCCUGUCGGGCCUUCCGGUCGUGAUCAAAAUCAAAAUAUUCGCCUGCUGCAAAAUGUCGGACUUUCUACCGUUGAAGCUCGUCUGCAGAGCAUUCUACGACCUCGUUAA
Molecule: messenger RNA, 222 nt
Organism: Penicillium odoratum
Lineage: Eukaryota; Fungi; Ascomycota; Eurotiomycetes; Eurotiales; Aspergillaceae
Exons: 2
Coding region: 1-222 (73 amino acids)
Source: RefSeq, a predicted model, not a curated record